Trichoplusia ni (cabbage looper) is the source of this 1482-nucleotide messenger RNA. RefSeq names its product pre-mRNA-splicing factor Syf2. Lineage: Eukaryota; Metazoa; Arthropoda; Insecta; Lepidoptera; Noctuidae. Bases 140 to 844 code for a protein of 234 amino acids. The transcript has a single exon. The record is from RefSeq and is a predicted model, not a curated record. Gene Ontology annotation, cellular component: post-mRNA release spliceosomal complex; Prp19 complex; catalytic step 2 spliceosome.
AAAUUACGUCAGAACUCGUCUUGUCUUUGUCAAUUUGUCAUUUGUGGAGAAAUAGAAAACACGCACAUUUAUUUUGUAAACUUGCGUUACUAUUCUGAUCUUUAUCAUCUACCAAAACUAGUGAUUUUAAACAUUAAUAAUGAGUGCAACAGAGGAGGCGACGACAGCACCUAAGGAGAUGACAUUCGCUGAGAAGCAGGCAGAACGAAUGAAGAGACUACGAUCAUUACAUUCAGCCAGAAACGAAGCAAGAACACACAACUAUCAAGAAGUUGUUGCCGAAGAGGCCAGAAAUAAAUUGCCUCCAAACUAUGAGGCAAAGCGGCGACAGGCUGAAUGGCUGCUAGACGACCAGCAAAAGCGAGAGGAAGCUGAAAAAGCGGGCAAAGAUUACGACAGAGUGAAGCUGUUGAACAUAUCAGCAACCGAAGCUGAGCGAUUGGAACGCAAAAAGAAGAAAAAGAAUCCAGAUCAGGGAUUCUCUACUUACGAGCAAGCUACUAUACGCCAGUACAACAGGUUAGUGAAAAACAUGCCAGCGGCUGAUAUGGAACAAUAUGAUAAACAGAAACAAAAGUAUGGUGACGCCUUCUAUGGAGGUCCUAAUGUUAUUAUCCAUGGUAUGCAUGAGGACCGCAAGGAAGCUGUGGACAAGAUGGUGGAUGACUUAGAAGGCCAGAUAGCUAAGAGAGCUAAAUACUCCAGAAGACGUACUCACAAUGAUGAUGCAGAUAUUGACUACAUUAAUGAGAGGAAUGCUAAGUUCAACAAAAAACUGGAAAGAUUCUAUGGAGAGCACACUGCAGAGAUCAAACAGAACUUGGAGCGUGGAACUGCAAUAUAGACCUUACUUAAGACCUCCUUUAUGAAUACCAUUUAUUACUCUCUGGCACCAUGUCAAUUAGCUGUGUAAUGCCUUACAAUCAGUAUCUAUACCUCAUAACAAGUGUUACUUAGUUAGCAGUUACAUGAAAUAGGAUUUUGGUAAUAUCUGCUUAUAGCUUAUCUCUUCAUAGAAAAAAUAUCACUUUACUAGUGAUUUGUGAACCUUGAGAACAAUUUGACCUUUAGAUUUAAUUAUAUUAUAAGUGUUGUAAUUUAACUAUAUUUAGGAACAUACCUCUUCCAAAUAAUUUGCACUUGCACUGAAAUUGUUAUUGAAAGAUUUAAUUCUUGGCUUAGAUCUCAGAUUAUUAUAUUAUAAAAUAAGACAUCUUUUAAAAAUGCAAUGUUCUGUCUUUAUGGUACAAAAAUAUUCUUAAUAUUGUAACUGCCAACUAUAAAACUAAUUUUGAAAUGUUCUAGAUAUGAUACACUAUUGUGUAACAUUAGGUAAUUUUACGAAAGUACAUUUUAUUAUGAAUAUUAUGAUGUAAAUUAGAUUAGUCAUUUGUAAUCAAUAGUUAUUUGUUAUGAACACAAUGUGCCUAGGUUUUAGACUGUUUAGCCAAGAAUCAGACAAAGAGAUCUUAAAUUAUGUUU